Messenger RNA from Nerophis lumbriciformis (worm pipefish), 3615 nucleotides. The record is from RefSeq and is a predicted model, not a curated record. Lineage: Eukaryota; Metazoa; Chordata; Actinopteri; Syngnathiformes; Syngnathidae.
AUGGCGGCACGUUCUCGAGCAAAAGUGACAAGUGCUUUGGUGCCCGUGCAGAUGGCGCAGCUCACAGCCAUCACCCUCGCUGCAGCCCAAACCACCAGGGAUGCCAGCCUUAGUCCUCUCUUAGCCCCGUACAUGCCCGAAGAUGAACUUAAGGCGCCCACUCAAGAGGAGGAAGAGCACCUCCAGGAUGACGGACUCUCAUUAGACGGCCAGGACACAGAGUUUCUGUGCAAUGAGGAAGAGGAAGAUGUAGAAGGAGGCCAACCACCUAGUUACAGAGAUUCUCCUCUCAGCAAUGGCACCAAUCCUGAUGCUGGGUAUGGCUCACCACUUAGUGACGCCAGUGACCGACUUACAGACUUAAAAAGCACCCCCUCUCGAGAUGGUCACGAGAAGGAAGGUACAACCUUACCUUUCUCACCCACCAAUGGCCUAUCUUUCCAAGAUAGUUUGGCUCAGAUGAAAGCCGUCUAUGCAAACCUCAUUUCAGAUGCCUCUUGGUCCAGCAUUACAAUGGAUAUCAUGAAAGCCAAGUCUGCUUCAGCUGGCAGUGUCAACACAACAACAACCACAAACAAGAGCAACGGGGUCAGCAUAAUCACUAGUCAUCACAAUGGCAAGGGCGCAAGCACCACUGUCAGUCACGCAGGCACCACAACUGUUAACACGAACGGCACAGCAGCUAACUCUGCUAACAUCCAGAAUGCAACAAGCAGCAGUGGGAACAACAGUGGAGGGACUAAUAACGGCAGUGGUGUCGCGUAUGACUGGCACCAGGCAGCACUUGCAAAGACUCUUCAGCAGACCCCCUACCAUCUAUUACCAGAGCCUAGCCUUUUCAGCACAGUGCAGCUCUACCGUCAAAACAAUAAACUGUAUGGCUCUGUCUUCACUGGUGCAAGCAAAUUCCGCUGUAAAGAUUGCAGCGCUGCCUAUGACACCCUAGUUGGUUUGACAGUCCACAUGAAUGAGACUGGCCACUAUAGAGAUGACAACAAGGACAAAGAGGAGGAUCAGGGAAAGCGCUGGUCAAAGCCCCGCAAGCGCUCUCUGAUGGAGAUGGAAGGCAAAGAGGAUGCUCAGAAGGUGCUGAAGUGCAUGUACUGUGGCCACUCAUUCGAAUCUCUGCAGGAUCUCAGCGUUCAUAUGAUCAAGACCAAGCAUUACCAGAAAGUGCCUCUCAAAGAACCUGUGCCAGCCUUGGCCACCAAACUUGUACCCACGUCAACUAAAAAACGAGCAAUGCAAGAUACUGUUAUUUCCCCUUGCUCCCCAGAGUCUGUCCAUCCUGGUGGUGGGGGAAGCAAUUUAUCACUUGCUGAUAUUAGCAAAGAUCCAAAAGCAGCAGCUAAUCCCUAUGUAACAGCUAACAACCGAUAUGGCUACCAGAAUGGUGCCAGCUAUACAUGGCAGUUUGAAGCACGGAAAGCUCAGAUCCUGAAAUGCAUGGAGUGUGGUAGCUCGCAUGAUACUCUUCAACAGCUUACUGCACACAUGAUGGUCACAGGUCACUUUUUGAAGGUCACAAAUUCUGCAUCUAAGAAAGGAAAACAACUUGUAUUUGAUCCUGUGGUUGAAGAGAAGAUUCAGUCCAUUCCACUCCCACCUACUACCACCCGACUUCCAGUUCCUGGUAGUAUUAAGUCUCAGCCUGUGUCCCCUGCCCUCUCUUCGGGCUCAGAGGAAAAGAGGGAAGUGAGUGAGGAUGAGAAAGUUGAAAGUGGAGAGCCAUUGGAGAAAAAAAUCAAGGAGGAGAGAGAUGAUGUGGGUGAGAAAGUUGAGACUGACACCACGUCAUAUAAAUAUCUUAGAGAAGAAGAUCUGGAGGAAACUCCUAAAGAAGGCCUAGAUAUUCUUAAAUCCCUCGAAAACACAGUGUCAAGCGCCAUUAGCAAAGCUCAGACAGGCACUCCCACAUGGGGUGGAUAUCCAAGCAUCCAUGCAGCUUAUCAACUGCAAGGUGCUAUCAAGAACUCGACUACUGUUCUGCCCCCUACCAUCCAAAGUGUCCAGAUGCAACCGUUGUUUAACAAUGGGCUUCGAGGGCUUGUGAGUGACCCAAGUUCAGUCAUCCACUCGCCUCGGAGCCCAUCUUCUCCAACUCCGCUCAGGAGCAAUGUCACGGCCAUGGAGGAGCUGGUAGAGAAAGUGACAGGCAAAUCUACCACUGUGAAGAAAGAAAAAGAGGAGAAAAUGGUGACCGCGGAGCGAGCCCGACCACCAUCGUUGGUGAAGUCCCCCUCUCCUGCACUGAGAGAGCAGAGAGAGCAACUGGCCUCUCCAAAUGGUCUCAUUGUAGGUAAGCCAUCUGGUAUGAGAAGCACCAGCCCAGGCAGUGAAGAGUCUGACCUUAUCUGCAAGAAGGAGCCUAAAGAAAGUCUUGUGGAUGUCUAUAACAAUUCAAAAAAUUGUCCAGAAGUGUGCCAAUCGCCGAUGACCAACGGCAAUAGUCUCGGGAUCAUUACUGAUCACUCAGCAGAAACUCCUUUUAUCAACCCUCUCAGUGCACUCCAGUCAAUCAUGAACACACACCUGGGUAAGGCCUCCAAACCAGUAAGCCCAGCUGCAGACCCUUUGUCCAUGCUUUACAAAAUCAGUAACAGCAUGAUUGAUAAGCCAGUCUUCAACCCAGCACCUCAGGGCAAAAACGCUGAGCCCAUCAACCACUUUCCUCCAUAUGAAAAUAAUGAUCAACCCAUUGACCUGAGUAAAAACAAGUCUAUCACUAACAAUAACGCUAACACAAACAACAACAGCAGCAGUAAUGUUGUUCACAACAUUGUAAAUGGCAACAAACCUAUUAUCACCAUGCCUGAGACGGUCUCCUCCCCCCUGAGAGAAAAUGCCCUUAUGGACAUCUCCGAUAUGGUAAAGAACCUCACCGGAAGACUGACUCCCAAAUCGUCAACGCCUUCAUCUAUCUCAGAGAAAUCAGAUGCUGAUGGCAGUGCAUUUGAAGAUGCUCUUGAGGAUCUGUCGCCAGUGCAAAAGAGAAAAGGAAGGCAAUCUAACUGGAAUCCUCAGCACCUUCUCAUCCUGCAGGCACAGUUUGCCUCCAGCUUGCGGGAGACCAAAGAAGGGCGCUACGCUAUGACUGACCUGGGUCCUCAGGAAAGGGUCCAUAUCUGUAAGUUCACAGGCCUCUCCAUGACAACCAUAUCCCACUGGCUAGCAAAUGUCAAGUAUCAGCUGAGACGAACUGGUGGCACUAAGUUUCUCAAAAAUAUGGAUUCGUGCCAGCCUGUGUUCCUCUGUGGCGACUGUGCUUCCCAGUUCAGGACUCCCACUUCCUAUAUUAGCCACCUGGAGUCUCACCUGGGAUUCAGCUUGAAGGACCUGUCCAAACUGUCAGCUGAACACCUACGGGAGCAGCAGGCUGCCUCAAAGGUGAUCACGGACAAAAUGACAUUCAGCAAUUCCUUGUCGGCCUUGACUACGCCAGAGGACGACAUUGGCUCUGUAUACCAGUGCAGACUUUGCAAUCGGACAUUUGUCAGCAAACACGCAGUGAAGUUGCACCUCAGUAAAACCCAUGGCAAGUCUCCCGAGGACCACCUGGUGUUUGUUACAGCUUUGGAAAAAUUAGAGAAACUGGACAAAAUAGAGUCAGUUUAA